Symbiodinium necroappetens is the source of this 1080-nucleotide messenger RNA. Lineage: Eukaryota; Dinophyceae; Suessiales; Symbiodiniaceae. The record is from the annotation of a GenBank genome assembly.
AUGGCUGUUCAGAACGGUGAGCCACCGCUGUAUGAUUCCGUAACAAACGGGUACGUUUACGGGCGUUGGCGGGAGCCCAUCCAAGCUGAGGUGACUUUCACCGGACUAGGUUGCAUGGAAAAGCUGUGGAAUCUAAAGCAGUUUGAUUAUACAUCCAUCAGCACAGACCAGUAUUUCAUUGGUUUUGCUUUGGUCAAUCUUCAGUACGUCAGUGAAGUCUUUCUUUACAUUGUCGAUAAGCAGGAGGAUCCAAGCAACAAGUUUGAUUUUGACUCCCUCGUACCAGGCGGUGCCGGCGUCCGCUUGAGUGCAUCGUCACACUCAGGCUGUUCUGAAGGCUACAACCCUUUCCCAGCAAUGCUCAGUCCUUAUCUUAUCAGAAAGUGUUGGGAUGAGCGUUCUAGGAGUUGGAACAUUAGUAUUGACCUCACAGCACGUCGCGACAAGACACGGGAGAGCCACCACAUCCAAGUUGAGGUCACAAUGAAAGAGCGAGACGCCAUGGCGUUUGUAUACCCAAUUGAAGACAGGCGGCCGGCAUAUGUACACAAGGGGGCAGGUUUGCCUGUUACUGGCUUCGUAAGCAUCGACGGAAAGCAUCACAGUUUCGUCAACGGUCUUGGCUCUUUGGACUGGACGUACUCCUUGGCCAAGCACGAGACCAGGUGGAAAUGGGUCUCACUCUCAGUGCGAGCUCAAGUUGAUGGCAAAGACGUAGACCUAGGAAUCAACCUGAGCGAGUGGGUGUACGAUGUGCCUGAGCAUGGCUCUGUCGAAAACGCAGUUUGGAUUGAUGGCACGGUGCACCCUGUCGAUGGUAUCGUGGACAUCGUGAUCCCUGAUCGAGAUUUACUCGCGGAUGCAUGGCUCGUGAAAUCUCGGAAGGAGGCCAAGGUCCAACUUGACCUGACCUGUAAACCCCUUGGCUUCCGUGCGGUCGAAGUGAAUGCGGGCGUUCUGGCCAACAAUUUCGUACAGCCCUACGGGAUCUUCGAGGGCUCCGUGCUGUUGCAGGAUGGCCGAAGAGUGGUGGUCAAGGAUGCCAUGGGCGUGGUAGAAAGGCAUCAUGCCAGAUGGUGA